This is a messenger RNA of Sitodiplosis mosellana (orange wheat blossom midge), 2348 nucleotides long. RefSeq names its product sodium/hydrogen exchanger 9B1 (gene Nha2). Gene Ontology annotation, biological process: proton transmembrane transport. The record is from RefSeq and is a predicted model, not a curated record. The transcript is spliced from 10 exons. Bases 757 to 2220 code for a protein of 487 amino acids. Gene Ontology annotation, molecular function: antiporter activity. Gene Ontology annotation, cellular component: membrane. NCBI's taxonomy places the organism in Eukaryota, Metazoa, Arthropoda, Insecta, Diptera, Cecidomyiidae.
GUGCCAUUAUGAAGUAAUUGUGCAUCGAUUUACAAAUCAUGGGAACGGGGAUUUUGAUUUUAAUCAGUAUUGUCACAUCGAAUAAUUAUGAUGAAUUUAAUUUGCCAUUUUGGUGCAAAUGAACCGAUUGCUCUCGAUAAAUUAAUCCCAUGUUGAUGAUGAUGCUGAUGCUGCCACUGCUGCUUUGUCAGAUGAUCUUAUCUCAUAACAUUGUUGUUCCAAAGAAAAUCACUACAUCGGAUUUGAAUGACGAUUGAAACGACAAUGUAGAUAACAGCAGUAGCGGUAGAGACGGUGGCUACGGCAACAGCACCGACGACGACGACGAUGAUGAUGACGACCAUAGAACGUGUACGAGACUAGUCGAUUCGUCAUUGUGCGAUACAUUACUGUGAAUUGUGUGUAUACGUUUGUCGCAAUCAAGUUGUGCAUUGCCAUCAAAUUAACAUGUAUCCGAAUAAAUCACUAAUUAUUGAUGUGCCUCACACAAAACCACUUAAUUUCUUUCGAUCGGUUAAUAUUUUGUUGAACGUUAAUUAAUGUGAAUUGAAAUCAUAUGACAAUAAAUGGCAUUCAAUCAUUUAUUUGAUAAAAAUUUUAUCCACAUUUAAGGCUUGCUAUGCCAUACAUUUUUCACAGUCAACCAUCAAAUUUACAGCCCACAACAAACAAAUCAAUCGGUGUCUGGUUCAAAGCUAAAUAACGUACACAGCAAAAAAUCUAAACUAAACGAAAUCAAAACGAAUACACAUUAAAAUGGUUCAAGCCCUGAGCAUAAGUGAUUUGGUGCCAUCGGUGAACUUGGAACUGUCACAGCGAACACAAGCGCCCGCAGAAGAUGAGCAAAAAUUAGAAUACAAAGGUCCAAAAUGUUGGAGAUAUUUGGUGCGAUAUUGGUCAGAAAUAUCACAACCGCUGGCGUUACUCGGAAUCGGAUUAAUCAUAUGGACGUUGGGAAAGAUACUGUUGCCCGCAUAUAUAACGCUGGAUUCGGCGCCAACACGAAUGGCCGUGCUGUUUAUCGGCGGUCAGAUAUUUGGCAUUGUAUUGCGUCUGCUAAAUUGGCCAGAAAUGCUUGGAAUGAUUGGAUUUGGCAUGCUUUUUGCAAAUGUGGGCUAUGCCAAUUUCGAUGGAUACACGGAGCUGGAGGCGUUUUUUAGAGACUUAGCACUGGUGAAUAUAAUGCUGUUGGCUGGAAUGGGAAUCGAUUUAAAAGCGCUCGUGCAGAAAUUAUGGCCCGUGUUACGAUUAUCCGUUUUACCAACGGUUGGAGAGGUACUUAUCAUCGCUGUUAUCGCCAAAUAUGUACUCCUAAUGCCAUUUAUUUGGAGUUUCUUACUUGGAUUGAUCAUAACGGCUGUGUCACCCAAUGUCGUUAUCGACAUUGUACUUUGGCUGAAAAUUGAAAAACUUGGCCUCUACAAAGGCAUUCAUACCAUCAUCAUUGCUGUCACCACAAUCAACGAUGUACUGUCGAUAUUCUGCUUCAAUGUUGUGCUCGGUGUUAUAUUUUCAACAGGGUCACUGCACCAGCAAUUAUUACAAGGUCCGGUGGGCAUUGCGAUUGGCUUUGUUUUCGGAUUUGUGUUUGGUAUAGCGGUUAGCAAAGUGUUACCAUCGGAAAAAUCGAAAUAUGCGAACAGUCUUCGGUUUAUGUUGAUGGUUUUGGGUGGUUUGCUGUCAGUCAUCGGCAGCCGAGCUAUUGGAUUUACGUCAGCCGGAGCUUUAGGAUGUUGUACGCUGGCCGCUGCCUGUGGACGAAGUUGGAAAAAACCAAAGCACAUAAGAAACGUUGACGUAUUGGACAAACUAAAUCUGCUGUGGAAAUUCGUGAAACCAAUUUCGUUCGCUUUAAUUGGAAAGGAAGUGCUGUUCUCUAAGCUGGAUGCUCAAGUUGUCGGCUUUGGCGUAUUAAUAGUUAUUAUUGGCUCUCUGUGUCGUCUGCUUUUGUCUUACGCGUUGACUUAUGGUGCCGAUCUCAAUUGGAAAGAACGAUUGUACAUCACCAUUUCUGGAUUUCCAAAAGCUACCGUGCAGGCUGCAUUGGCACCGAUCGCAUUAGACAUGGUGCGGCUAAAAAAUCUGACGGAAUAUCAGCAUAUGGCAAGCAUUGUGUUAAUUGUCAGUGUGUUGGCAAUCGUCUUAACAGCACCCAGCGGAGCUAUAUUGAUGGUGAAGUUAGCACCAAAGUUUCUACUAAAGGAACCCACCGUGGGAUGAAUCGCGUCGAAAAUUCGUUAUUUUAGAAACAGUUUUACUCCGAAUUAUACACUUACAAACCUCCAAAUCAAAUGCUUCCGAAUUAUGUGAAAAUUUUGAAAUAAAAUCAAAUGCUCUUUGUACUAAAA